GCAGAUUGUUUGAACACCAAUACUCAACUCUGUGAUUUGCUUGAAUAGGCACGGACAAAAACAGAGGAUAUAGGCCUAAUCCGUACGAAAAUUAGAUAUAAUUUUUUAAAAAUUUUGUAAAUAAUAUUGGAAAGAUGAGUAGUGAUCCGAAAUUAGCAACUUUCCUACUAGAAGACGUAGAGAAACAGGUUGUUAUAGCUUCGUCUGGCAACGAUGGUAGACUUUCUGCAAAUUUAACUAUGUUAGCCGGUCAAGAUGGGAGUGUAAUGUGUGUACUAGCAAACUCAGAUGAUGAUGAUGACAGGAGCAACGAUAAAGGCUUAAAGAGGAAGUCGCAAGAAGGUGAUAAAUGCGGUAAAGGUAGGAUUUUUUCUCACUUAUUCACUUCUCUGUCCCAACCCAAAAAAGAGGAUAUUCGUGGAAUGCCUUCAUGCUAA
This is a messenger RNA of Dimorphilus gyrociliatus, 437 nucleotides long. The record is from the annotation of a GenBank genome assembly. Lineage: Eukaryota; Metazoa; Annelida; Polychaeta; Dinophilidae.